Messenger RNA from Emys orbicularis (European pond turtle), 1999 nucleotides. RefSeq names its product merlin-like. Gene Ontology annotation, molecular function: actin binding; integrin binding. The record is from RefSeq and is a predicted model, not a curated record. The transcript is spliced from 18 exons. Gene Ontology annotation, biological process: positive regulation of early endosome to late endosome transport; regulation of hippo signaling; regulation of gliogenesis. Gene Ontology annotation, cellular component: filopodium; cytoskeleton; plasma membrane. Lineage: Eukaryota; Metazoa; Chordata; Testudines; Emydidae. Bases 53 to 1999 code for a protein of 648 amino acids.
GCAUCUAACAGUCAUCUCCUGUACCAGUGCUAACUGCAGUUGUCCUGAAAAAAUGUCCAUCAGGGGACUGAAGAAGAAGCAACCUAAGACUUUUAAAGUGAAAGUUAUAACAAUGGAUGCUGAAAUGGAGUUCAGCUGUGAGAUGAAGUGGAAGGGAAAGGACUUGUUCGACUUGGUGUGCCGAGCAUUAGGACUAAGGGAAACUUGGUUUUUUGGCUUGCAAUACACAAUAAAAGGAAUGUACACCUGGUUAAAGAUGGAUAAAAAGGUUUUGGAUCAAGAAAUCCCCAAAGAAGACCCUGUUAGCUUUCGGUUUUUGGCUAAAUUUUAUCCAGAGAAAGUGGAAGAGGAACUAUUACAGGAAAUUACCCAGCAUCUAUUCUUCUUGCAGGUUAAGAAACAGAUAUUGGAUGAAGAAAUCUACUGCUCUCCAGAGGCUACAGUUUUAUUGGCUUCUUAUGCUGUGCAGGCUAAGUAUGGUGACUAUGACCCGAAUUUUCAUGAGCCAGGCUUUCUUGCCCAAGAAGAGCUGUUACCCAAAAGAGUCCUCAGGCAGUAUCAGAUGACAGCAGACAUGUGGGAAGAAAAGAUAUCAGCUUGGUAUGCAGAGCACAGGGGUAUUGCCAGGGAUGAAGCAAAGAUGAACUAUUUGAAAAUUGCUCAGGACUUGGAGAUGUACGGUGUCAAUUACUUUCCUAUUGCUCAAAAUAAGAGUGACACAGAUCUCCUACUUGGAGUUGAUGCUAAAGGUAUUCACGUCUACAGCAUAAAUAACAGGUUCUCUCCAAAUAAGUCUUUUGAAUGGAGUGGUAUCAGAAACAUUUCCUAUAGUGAGAAAGAGCUAACUAUUAAACCUCUUGAUAAAAAAGCAGAAGUUUUCAAAUUCUUUUCCUCGCAGCUCAAAGUGAACAAACUGAUUUUACAGUUGUGCAUUGGAAACCAUGACUUGUUCAUGAGAAGGAGAAAAGUAGACUCCAUCGAGAUCCAGCAAAUGAAAGCUCAGGCCAGGGAGGAAAAGGCUAGAAAAAAAAUGGAGACUCAAAGGCUGGCCAGGGAGAAGCAGCUCAGAGAAGAAGCAGAGCGAGCCAAAGAAGAGCUGGAAAGGCGCCUCUUCCAGAUGGAAGAUGAAGCCAGGCAAGCCAACGAGGCACUGCUCCGGUCCCAGGAAACAGCAGAGCUGCUGGCUGAGAAAGCUCAGAUUGCAGAAGAAGAGGCCAAACUGCUGGCCCAGAAUGCUGCAGAAGCUGAGCAAGAGAGGCAGAGAUUGGAGAUCACAGCACUGAAAACCAAGGAGGAGAAGCGUCUGAUGGAGCAGAAGAUGCGGGAGACAGAGCUGAUUGCAGUAAAACUGGUGAAAGAGUCGGAUCGAAGAGCCAAAGAAGCUGAACAUCUAAAACAGGAUCUGCAUGAAGCCAGGGAAGCUGAACGAAAAGCAAAGCAGAAACUUCUGGAUGUAACUAAGCUUAAUUAUCUUCAUGUGGCCCGGUAUCCUCAUCAUUCACCUGCUGACACCAGAGAUGUCAACUUUGACAAAGGAUCUGUAAAGAUGGAUUUAAAAGACGUAGAUCUGAAGAGACUGUCCUUUGAGAUAGAAAGAGAGAGGUUAGAUUACUUGGAAAAGAGCAAAAAAUUUGAAGAUCGAUUGAAAGAGCUGAAGUCAGAAAUCCAUGCACUGAAACUAGAGGAAAAACAAAAUGGGCUCUACUCUCACUGGAAUGAAGUUCUUGGAUCCUUGGAUCGUUCAAUAGGAAAUGCUCCCUCAUGGAUGAAAACCUUUGGAGCUGGAGACUUGUUGGAUUUAAAUCUUCGAAAGCCCUUCCCAGCUUAUCCAUUAAAUGCCACAAGCAGCUGGCCAUGUACCAACAAGAAUCAACAUACAGUGCCAGUGGAAAAGUCAACUUUUCAAACAAAUACCUUGGUUGCCAGCAAUGUGGGGACAGGAACUAGAAAACAGAUUAUAAAGGUUCAGCAGCAAGACUCGGACGUGAUCUACAUUUGA